Messenger RNA from Carassius gibelio (silver crucian carp), 923 nucleotides. RefSeq names its product cyclin-dependent kinases regulatory subunit 1. Gene Ontology annotation, molecular function: ubiquitin binding; histone binding; cyclin-dependent protein serine/threonine kinase activator activity. The transcript is spliced from 4 exons. Gene Ontology annotation, cellular component: cyclin-dependent protein kinase holoenzyme complex; SCF ubiquitin ligase complex. The record is from RefSeq and is a predicted model, not a curated record. Bases 182 to 415 code for a protein of 77 amino acids. Gene Ontology annotation, biological process: regulation of mitotic cell cycle. NCBI's taxonomy places the organism in Eukaryota, Metazoa, Chordata, Actinopteri, Cypriniformes, Cyprinidae.
CUUAUGGGCGGGCUUCGAGCUCGCUGGGAGGGAAGUUCAAGCGCCAGGGAAACGUAGACGCUGGUUGAUAGUUGCAAUUUCGUUCUGGAAAAAUACUUUUCAUUUAAACAAACGUAUCAUUUGAUGAAGUAAACUCCACGUUUAUUACAUUUACAAGAAAGAAGAAUCAAAACAACACGCUAUGUCUCACAAGCAGAUUUUUUACUCCGACAAAUAUGACGACGACAAAUUCGAGUACAGGCAUGUCAUGCUUCCUAAGGAUAUUGCUAAAAAAGUUCCCAAGACCCAUCUGAUGUCAGAGACAGAAUGGAGGAAUCUGGGUGUGCAGCAGAGUCAAGGAUGGGUACAUUACAUGAUCCAUCAACCCGAACCACAUAUCUUGCUCUUCCGACGUCCUCUGCCUCAAUCCCAGUGACCCCAGGACCACAAACUAAAGGAAUUCUGAAAACUGGACACAAUCUGAAGAUGUCUGAGAUGCCGGGUGCACUCUGGAUCAGACAGUGUCAACAUCAUUUGUGCUGCUGCAUUUAUUGACAAUUCUGUGGGUUAGAUUAUCAUCACUGUGCUUGAUCUCUGCCUUAAAUGAGAGAGAGAACUGAGUUUAAUUUCCUGUUGCAACUGUAUUUAUUAUUCUUUUCUAGUAUAUUAUGUAUAUGAGCUUCACUUGAUUCAUUUUUUUUGCAUGGUGAAUAGACUCUUAAAGGUCUAGCAGCAUUGGAAAUUGUUUCAUUACACCUACUGCUUUAUUAAAAUUAAAUUCUUUUUUUUUUCUUUUCAUUUUAAAGUAUUAACAAAGAUGUUUGUACCAGUAUAUGAGUCACUAAUGCGCAGCUGAACCUAUGUUCUCAAAAAUGUUUUAAAAAGUCUCUCAAUAUAAUAUGUAGAAUAGUGUACUGUUGUAUAAUAAAAAGAUUUCAGCUCAA